AUGAUCACCAUGUGUUUGCUGCACAUCUGCCUUGUAAUGCUGUUCUCCAUUGAGAUCUCUUCUCUGGACUGUACCAUGCUUCACUUCCAGCAAAAUAAAAUGAACAUGGAAAGCUUAGAGCUUCUGAGCAAAAUGGGUGGGCAAUUUCCUCUACAAUGCCUAAAUGAAAAUAGGAACUUCAGGCUCCCCCAGAAAGCUCUCAGGCCCAGAGAGUCCCAGGAGAAGAAUGCCAAGAUGGUAAUCCAGGAGAUCCUUCAGCAGAUCUUCAAUAUCUUCAGCAAAAACCUCACGCAAGCUGCCUGGGACAGGAGUUCUGUAGAGACAUUACAAAAUGGACUUCACCAGCAAACUGAGAAGCUAGAGACAUGUUUGCAUUCAGAGAUGGAGAAUGAGCCACCCUAUUUGGGCAACAAGAAACUCCUGUUCCCCAUGUUGAAACUGAAGAAAUACUUCCAAAGAAUCAGGGAUUUCCUGAAAGAAAAACAAUAUAGCUUGUGUGCCUGGGAGACCAUCCGCUUGGAAAUGGGGAGAUGUCUUUUGUUUGUUGACCAGCUGAUAAAAAGGCUUAAAAACUAA
Emys orbicularis (European pond turtle) is the source of this 576-nucleotide messenger RNA. RefSeq names its product interferon beta-like. Gene Ontology annotation, cellular component: extracellular region. Lineage: Eukaryota; Metazoa; Chordata; Testudines; Emydidae. Gene Ontology annotation, molecular function: cytokine receptor binding. The coding region runs from base 1 to 576 and encodes 191 amino acids. The transcript has a single exon. Gene Ontology annotation, biological process: defense response. The record is from RefSeq and is a predicted model, not a curated record.